Messenger RNA from Rhinocladiella mackenziei CBS 650.93, 651 nucleotides. RefSeq names its product lactoylglutathione lyase. The coding region runs from base 1 to 651 and encodes 216 amino acids. Lineage: Eukaryota; Fungi; Ascomycota; Eurotiomycetes; Chaetothyriales; Herpotrichiellaceae. The transcript has a single exon. The record is from RefSeq and is a predicted model, not a curated record.
AUGUCUCGCUUCCCAUAUGGUGUUCCACUACCGAAUGGACUUGGCACGGAUCCCUCUUUACCCGCUGAUGCUCCAACAAUAGGCUUCAAGCUCAACCAUCUCUGUCUUCGAGUGCAAGAUUUGGACAAAUCACUGCAUUUCUACAUCAACCUUAUGGGUAUGCGCACCGUCUUCGUCACCAAUACUGGUCCUAUGACAGUGUACUUCCUGGGUUACCCAUCAACAGAUCGACACCGUGAACACCUCGAUGAAUUCGGCAAAGAGACACCUAUUCCCGACACAUUGGGCUUGUUAGAGCUUUUCUAUAUGCACGGUGCCGAAAAACAACCGGCGGGCUUCUAUAGCUCUGGCAAUACACCCCCGAAUCUAGGGUUUUGUCACCUAGGUUUCAGUGUUCCAGAUCUACCAAAGGCAUUAAAGAGACUCAAAGAGAGUGGCGUUCCAAUCAUCAAGGACAUCGGUGUAUCGACUCGACAGAGCAUACCGAUCACUGACUGGGAGAACGAACAGGGUAUUGGCAUUGAAGUCGAGGGAACCGAGAGCGAAAUUCACCCGGUCUUCAAGCAAAUCUUUGCUAACUUCGCCUAUGUUCAAGAUCCUGUAAGUUAUCAUCGGCAAGAGAACCAAAUCGGACAAAAAGGCCCUUGCUAA